This is a messenger RNA of Stegostoma tigrinum, 2225 nucleotides long. RefSeq names its product aspartyl-tRNA synthetase 1 (gene dars1). The transcript is spliced from 18 exons. Bases 159 to 1745 code for a protein of 528 amino acids. Lineage: Eukaryota; Metazoa; Chordata; Chondrichthyes; Orectolobiformes; Stegostomatidae. Gene Ontology annotation, cellular component: cytoplasm; cytosol; aminoacyl-tRNA synthetase multienzyme complex. Gene Ontology annotation, molecular function: RNA binding; aspartate-tRNA ligase activity; ATP binding. Gene Ontology annotation, biological process: aspartyl-tRNA aminoacylation. The record is from RefSeq and is a predicted model, not a curated record.
UAGCUGGCGUGCUCCUGGUUCAUUUCCGGUUUGUACAAGAACGGACGAGAAGGCUGGUGAUCCGCGGCCAGCACAUUGUACAGAUUUGUUUUUAACAUGGUCGUUUGAUACUUUUUAUUUUCCUUCCCCCUAAAACCAAAAUACACGAAGUCAAGACGAUGACAAAAGGAGAGACCGAAGGUGUCCCUGUGGAAACACCACAGUCAAAAAAGGCAGCAAAGAAACUGCAAAAAGAAGCAGAAAAGGCUGCAAAGAAGGCAGAGAAACAGGCCAAAUCGGCAACCGAAAACCAAGCAGGAGCUGAAGAGGACAUUGCUAAAGACAGAUAUGGAAUUCUUCCAUUGAUUCAGUCACAGGAAAAGCUGGACCGUGUUUUGGUUCAUGUGAAAAAUCUGACAGAAGAGAAAGCUGACCAGGUGGUCUGGCUCCGUUCCCGAGUCCACACCAGUAGAGCCAAAGGGAAGCAGUGUUUUUUAGUCCUGCGUCAGCAACAGUUUAAUGUCCAAGGACUUGUGGCUGUAGGAGACCAUGUGAGCAAACAGAUGGUCAAAUUUGCUGCUAACAUCAGUAAAGAGAGUAUAGUGGACGUGGAAGGUAUACUCAGGAAGGUGGAACAAAAGAUAGAGAGUUGUUCCCAGCAAGAUGUUGAGCUCCACAUUGAGAGAAUCUAUGUUAUCAGCGCAGCUGAACCACGCCUGCCUUUGCAGCUCGAAGAUGCAAUGCGCCCUGAAGCAAAUGAUGAGGAAGGAAGGGCUACUGUCAAUCAAGAUACAAGACUUGAUAAUCGAAUAAUUGACCUAAGGACGAUGACCAGUCAAUCUAUCUUUCGAUUGCAAGCUGGUGUAUGCCAACUGUUCCGGGAAACGCUAAUCAAAAAGGAAUUUGUUGAAAUCCAGACUCCCAAAAUUAUCUCAGCUGCCAGCGAAGGAGGUGCCAAUGUAUUUACUGUGUCCUACUUUAAAACCAGUGCUUACCUGGCUCAAUCACCACAGCUCUACAAGCAAAUGUGUAUUUGCGCUGACUUUGACAAAGUCUUUUGCAUUGGACCUGUGUUCCGAGCUGAGGAUUCUAACACACACCGCCACCUGACUGAGUUUGUUGGGCUAGACAUAGAGAUGGCAUUCAAUUACCACUAUCAUGAAGUGGUGAUGGAAAUUGCUGACACUCUGGUCCAGAUUUUCAAGGGUUUGAGAGAUAGGUAUCAGACUGAGAUUCAAACAGUAUGUAAACAAUAUCCAUGCGAACCUUUUAAGUUCUUGGAACCAACCUUGAGGCUGGAAUUUCCUGAAGCUGUGGCCAUGCUGAAGGAAGCUGGCGUGGAGAUGGGUGAUGAAGAGGAUUUGAGCACUCCAAACGAAAAGCUGUUGGGUCGCCUGGUGAAGGAAAAGUAUGAUACAGACUUCUAUAUCCUUGACAAAUAUCCUCUUGCUGUGAGACCUUUCUAUACAAUGCCAGAUCCACAUGAUCCCAAGUAUUCCAACUCAUAUGACAUGUUUAUGAGAGGAGAGGAGAUUUUGUCUGGUGCUCAGAGAAUCCACGAUCCUCAACUUUUAACUGACCGAGCACUCCAACUCGGGAUAGAUGUGGAAAAGAUAAAAUCGUAUAUUGACUCCUUCCGCUUUGGUGCUCCUCCACAUGCAGGUGGUGGCAUAGGUUUGGAACGGGUCACCAUGCUGUACCUGGGUUUGCACAACAUACGUCAAACAUCUAUGUUCCCACGUGACCCCAAGCGACUAACUCCUUGAAUGUGUCCAAAGUCUAGAAAGAUUUGAUCUAUCAUUACAAUCUGGUGUGUGUUUUUGCAAAAGUGAUCAGUAAUAAAUAUGACUGUGCCAAAAUUACAGCUCUUCCAUUGCACUGAUUGCUAAAUUCACAUUUGAUAAGAUUUUUAAAAGUUUCAAACUGCUUAAAUUAGACUUUUGAGCAUUGAAAAUAUGUAAAAAGUAAUACCAUCAUGACCAUUUUUAAUGUAACAAUUUGCAACAUAAUUUUUCAAGAAUAUAGGGAAUUUACUGCAAUGCAUAGAGAACUAUGUACAUUGGAUGCUUGUGGGAACUGUAAGAUGGCUCGCAUUAAUAACCUUAACUUGAAGUGGUAGAUCAAAGAAAGAAAAUUACAAGGUACAAGCGGUGAAGUGAUAACUUAGUGGUAGCAAUUUACAAUUUUAAAUUAAUUCUAGACACACCAAAUUCUAAUAAAUGGAUUAAUUACUUAAAAAGGAGUGA